This is a messenger RNA of Hypoxylon trugodes, 843 nucleotides long. RefSeq lists its product as uncharacterized. The coding region runs from base 1 to 843 and encodes 280 amino acids. NCBI's taxonomy places the organism in Eukaryota, Fungi, Ascomycota, Sordariomycetes, Xylariales, Hypoxylaceae. Gene Ontology annotation, biological process: mycotoxin biosynthetic process. The transcript has 4 exons. The record is from RefSeq and is a predicted model, not a curated record.
AUGGCACCUCGAACAUCGUCUCCCAAAUAUGAAAGGUUGGAAGAUGAGCCUGAGAAGGGAGAGGCGAGCUACUUCAUCCAAAAUAAUCCACCCAAUUUCUUAAGAUCACAAGCUUCAAGCCGCCAGAAUAUCUUUUGGAUAGCUCUUAUCGGUGUCGGAACAUUUGUGUUGGGUGUAAUCUCUACAUUAUUCAUUCUCGAGAUCAGGUCUCGACAUAAUCCAUAUGGUCACUAUGAGACGGGAUUCCGAGAAGAGAAGAUAUUGCCACCGAGCGCCAUCCAACUCGAACAAGUUCGCUUCAAGUUACCUGUAGACUUCGCACCCGGCGGUGACGAAUUCCUAGUCGCUCAGCCUGGUGAUAAAGCCUACAUCGGUACCACACCGGAGGUCGAUGCCGCUUGGAAGCAACUGCUUUGGGGACGGUAUUUCUCCGUCUCUGAAGCAGAAGCAAAGAGUUUAUGGGGUGACGAUUAUCGAGAAUUCCGCGAUCACCACCGAAGCGGCUAUACAGCAGGAUUCGACAUGUUCCAUCAGCUGCAUUGUCUGAACCAAAUUAGACAAGCCUUACAUCGGGACGUCUACCCAGAAACCCCACUUCACGGGCCAGUACAUACCGACCACUGUGUCGACCAACUCCGCCAGUCAAUAAUGUGCUGGGGUAGUACAGCUGUUGUCCCCCUGAAGUACUUCGAAGGCUAUGGCAGUGAAUACGUGAAGACCGAUGCAGUUCAUACCUGCCGGAAGUUUGACCCGAUUCGAGACUUCGUAUCGGAGAGAUUUAACGGAAGUCUCUUCGUCCCAAGGCCGAGCGGGUGGAUUGAUACCUCGGAUAAUGCAUUUUAG